This is a messenger RNA of Scatophagus argus, 1886 nucleotides long. RefSeq names its product preproinsulin (gene ins). Gene Ontology annotation, molecular function: ubiquitin protein ligase activity; hormone activity. The coding region runs from base 288 to 1535 and encodes 415 amino acids. NCBI's taxonomy places the organism in Eukaryota, Metazoa, Chordata, Actinopteri, Scatophagidae. Gene Ontology annotation, cellular component: extracellular region. The transcript has 2 exons. Gene Ontology annotation, biological process: ubiquitin-dependent protein catabolic process; protein ubiquitination. The record is from RefSeq and is a predicted model, not a curated record.
ACGCGCAGAAUGUAGACUGAUUUUACUGCAGUACGAGUACAUUUACUUCGUUGUUCUGUGGAUGGUAGUUUGGAUCGUGAACGCGCGUCAUCCUCAUCAGUUGAUGUGAUCUAAUGUGAUGAAGUUCCACCCUCCGACACCAGGCGGCGAUGUGCACCGUUUACAUCAAAACACAGCGAAGAAGAAGCUCGUCGUGAAACAUGCUGAAACAUCGUGGCCGGUGCUCGUUGUCAGCCCUCUGUGCUCGUGCCACUGAUUAAGUGUCUCGCCAUGUCGCUGCGCCGAAUAUGGAUGAAGUGAACGUUGUCUUUCUGGCUUUCGGGGGGUGCGUGGACGCCUGCUGCCUGCUGCUCGACCUGCUCAUCAGGACGUUCAGCUGGCUGCUUCACUUCCUGUCCGUCGUGGUCGCUUCCCUCCACAGCGCGCUGGUCAUCCUGAGUGGAUCCACUUUGGUUGAAUACUGGAACUUUGCUCUUUUCUCCUUCCUUAGCACCACCGAGGCCGUCUCCGAUGCUGCCCGCGGCGCCCUGCAGGCGGUGGACGGCUGGCUGCAGACGCUGGGAGGAGUGUUUGAGAGUUUCAAGAUGGUGGGACACCUGUCCUGUCACGUGGCCUGGCGCAUCAGGGAUGUGCUGCACCGCGGGCUUCUUUCAGGGAGCUGCAUCCUGCGUCAGAUAUGCGAAGGCCUCUGCAUCGGGCUCAGUCUCGCUCUCUACUUUGUCAACACGGUGGUCAACAUCGUCCUCAUCAGCACGCAGAACUGUGCGUCUGUGUUGGUGGGCGUGUGGGAGGCGGUGGCCGAGCCCGUCCACAGAGUGCUGGAGCUGGCGUUGACUCUGCUCACCUUCCUGUACAGCUGUCUGGUCGGCGCCUCUGUGCUGCUGUGGACGCCCUGUCAGCUGCUGCUGGACUUCCUGGGUGCGUUGGGCCGUGUCUUCUGCACCGUUGCCGCGGUGGACUCGCACGGCCUGCUCAUCACUGCAGCCGUCGCCUCAUUGGCCUUUCUCCUACUGAACCUCAGGCUUCCUGUCCUCACUAGGUGGCUGAGCCUGCGUUUGGUCAACACUCUGCCGGGAGCUCGUGGCCUACAGGCGGUGCUGGAACAGGAACGAGCUCUGCCCAAUCAGGAGGUCCGCACCAGGACAGGACAGGAAGCGAGUACAGCCAGGCUCCCGCACACGGACGCUGUAACUGCCGAGACCGACCUGCCAUCCGCGGACGGUGCGAGCCGGCCAGACUCUCUGCAGCUGCAGGCUCAGCGGGACGGCGAGUCGGCGAGCAACUACAGGGCCGCGUCCCGGUCGAAGUCCGGUCGGACGGACGGCGGCAGCCCUCCGACUGACGCCAAGCUGCUGAGCCUGCUGAAGUGCGUCAUCUGUCAGGACCUGAGCAAGACGGUGCUGCUGCUGCCCUGCCGUCACCUCUGCCUGUGCCGGAAGUGCGCCGACAUCCUGAGCCGGCGAAGACACGUCCAGCAGCGCUGCUGUCCGCUCUGCCGGCAGCCCAUCACGCAGACCAUGGACGUCUUCCUCUGACGUCGAGUUCAAACUGUGCCAAAUGCUGUUCUUCUACUUUGUUCCACAAGGUUCUAAUUGAAACAGGAAACUCUGAGCUCUGGGCCCCGUUCUGCGUUCUGUUGAAUCUUAAAAUGUGAGUUCAACAGGUUUGUCACGAGCUCUGAAACGCCAAGCAGCCGAGAAGCCGUGACGUGUGGACGCUCGUGUGACGGCUGCUGGACUCGGUGGCUGCUGAUCACCAGCGCCGGACUUAAACGCCUGAAGAUUCGUGCCAAACACGUGUUGUUGUACUUAUUUAAGUUAUUUAUAUUUUUCUUUAAAAUUUCUUUAAAAAAUAUAAAUAAAUAAGACUUGAGUGUCUGCUCUGGA